Messenger RNA from Microcebus murinus (gray mouse lemur), 2676 nucleotides. NCBI's taxonomy places the organism in Eukaryota, Metazoa, Chordata, Mammalia, Primates, Cheirogaleidae. The record is from RefSeq and is a predicted model, not a curated record.
GUGUCUGGAUUUACUUCAAGAAACCGUGGGACAAAGGAGAGGGGAGGUAAACUUUAGCAUAUUCCUCUGCUUCAUCCAGGAAGGAGACUUGCGAGCAUAAGCAUAGAGGUACAUGAGAGCUACAGGUGGCUCCUCCAGAGUGAUGUGUGACAAUGUGCCAGGCCUGGUGAGCCGCCAGCGGCAGCUGUGCCACCGACACCCGGAUGUAAUGCGUGCCAUUAGCCUGGGUGUCUCGGAGUGGACAGCGGAGUGCCAGCACCAGUUCCGCCAGCACCGCUGGAACUGCAACACCCUGGACAGGGAUCACAGCCUCUUCGGCAGGGUCCUGCUCCGAAGUAGUCGGGAAUCUGCCUUUGUUUACGCCAUCUCCUCAGCUGGAGUUGUAUUUGCCAUCACCAGGGCCUGUAGCCAAGGAGAAUUAAAAUCCUGCUCCUGUGAUCCAAAGAAGAAGGGAACCGCCAAGGACAGCAAGGGCACGUUCGACUGGGGUGGCUGCAGUGAUAACAUUGACUAUGGGAUCAAGUUUGCCCGAGCCUUCGUGGAUGCCAAGGAAAGAAAAGGAAAGGACGCCAGAGCCCUGAUGAAUCUUCAUAACAACAGAGCUGGCAGGAAGGCUGUAAAGCGGUUCUUGAAACAAGAGUGCAAGUGUCACGGUGUGAGCGGCUCCUGUACCCUGAGGACAUGCUGGCUGGCCAUGGCCGACUUCAGGAAAACGGGUGCCUAUCUCUGGAGGAAGUACAAUGGGGCCAUCCAAGUGGUCAUGAACCAGGAUGGCACUGGUUUCACUGUGGCUAACAAGAGGUUUAAGAAGCCAACAAAAAAUGACCUCGUGUAUUUUGAGAAUUCUCCAGACUACUGUAUCAGGGACCGAGAAGCAGGCUCCCUGGGUACAGCAGGCCGUGUGUGCAACCUGACUUCCCGGGGCAUGGACAGCUGCGAAGUCAUGUGCUGCGGGAGAGGCUAUGACACCUCCCGUGUCACCCGGAUGACCAAGUGCGAGUGUAAGUUCCACUGGUGCUGCGCUGUGCGCUGUCAGGACUGCCUGGAGGCCCUGGACGUGCACACGUGUAAGGCCCCCAAGAACGCUGACUGGGCGACCCCCACAUGACCCCAGCAGAGGUCACCAUCCACCUUCCCUCCUGCAAGGACUCCAUUGGAUCUGCAAGGACACUGGACCUUUGGGUUCUCUCUGGGGGGGUGUUUCCUAAGGCAUAUGGCCUUUGUCUCAACAGAAGUCCCCUUUUCCUCCCUGGGGCCCCAGCACUGGGGCCCACAUGCUGCACAUAAAGCGUACCUUAUUCUAUCUGUCUUCCGGCAUUCUGGGGGACCUGUCUUCCUAGUGAGUUCUCUUUGGAAAGGGCAUGACAGGCUGUUCCAGGGCAGGGUGGUGGGCCUAGACCACUGUUUCCAUCUACUUAGACUUUUCCUCUUUCUAGAGCAAUUGGCCAGGCAGAAAAAAGAGUGUCUCAAAGGAGAUUUCUCUGUGUCUUCCAACAAAUGCUCCCAGUUAAGAAAAUCCAUACUUCUCUUUGAUGGGUAAAGAAAGCACCAUCAACUGCCACUGAAUUAACUUUAAUUCUUGAGAAAAACAAGCAAGGCUUUUGUCUGAUCAAGUGUUUUUAUAGCCACCAGCCCCAGGGGUCAUUGGUCAUUGCCUAUAGAAGGACUGCUUUCAAUAAACUUCAGGUUUGAAAUGCAUAUUUUCCAAUAAAUGCCCACAAAUAUGGCACUUAUUGCCAUAUUGAAAUCUGAUGUAGCAAAGUGGGAAUGUGUGUCCUUGGGUACCGUGGCAUGCUCAAGCUUUGCAAUAGCAAAAGCCUCAGAAAGCGACUCCUCUGCAUGACCAUCCCUUGAUAUAAAGAACCUUUUGGGGAAGGAGACUUCCUUCUCACUUAGGAUCUGAAGGGAAUUAAAAAGAAGAUGGAUUUCUAAUUGUUGGGUGAAUAUGGCAGAAAAUAAUUUAGUGCGUGGAAUAUCAGAAAAUGUGUCUGUACAGAUAAAGAAAAAAAAAAGGAGAAUAAAAUUCCUAUCUGGUAUUUUGCAUGUGACCCAUGGCGUUUUGUAACUGAAAUGACUUUGAGAAUGAAAACUUGUGGGAUGACAAGACCAGGGAACUAAAAUGCUGACAGAGAGGUUUCCAGAGCUAAAUCACGCCUGGGGCAGCCUUUACCGUCAGCAGAUGCCUAAGAGAAGUCGGCCACGUGUGCUGGGGAGCAGCCGCCAGUGCCCAUCACCCUUCGAAUGCUCUUUAAAGACCUGUCAUGUUUAAUUGUAUUUAUUCAAUGCUUACAAGAUGACGUGAUACUGUAGCCUAAAGCAAAUGACACAUAGCUUUGCUUAUAAACUUGGUAAUCCUCCCAUAUUAUGUUGCAAACAAAUCGUAACUUGGAGACUAUAUUUAAGGGACACAACUGUAAUUAUGGGAGCAUCAGUAUGCAAAUGGUGGUUGGCUUCUGCCAUUAGCCAGAAGACGACAUUCAGGGAAAAUGUUUAGGCUGCCUGCACCAUUUUUUUUUUUUUAUAUAUAUUAAAUGAAAGAAAGGUGAAAUAGACAAAGCUACUUCUCAUCGUCUUGAGCAAUUUGGUUCUUGUUCUAUACAUGAUUUUCUCACAGGGCUACAUUAACUAACAGGAUAGUUCAUUAUAUGCAUCUGGUGUUAAAUUACUGAUGCUCGC